AUGUGUCCUUCCCAGGAUACAACCUUGACCGCUUCGGCAACCAAUGUUUUUGAGGAUAUUUUUCUCGGACAUAAUGCCACACAAGUGAUUGGCUCAUCAAAUAGCAAUCUCACAACGGCAAAGCAGAUUACUGUCGAACCAGGGGCUACACAGUGCCUUGGAGAUUUUGCGGAUACGACGGUGCAACAAGUCCUCAACAAUCGCUGUCGUGAACCGAGUCCAGCUGUGAAAACACGAACAAAUACCGCUGUUUUUGAGCGACAUCAUGGACUCGGACACCCACUUGGGUCUGCCAGCGCAGCGAUUACAUAA
This is a messenger RNA of Talaromyces proteolyticus, 312 nucleotides long. RefSeq lists its product as uncharacterized. The record is from RefSeq and is a predicted model, not a curated record. The transcript is spliced from 2 exons. Bases 1 to 312 code for a protein of 103 amino acids. NCBI's taxonomy places the organism in Eukaryota, Fungi, Ascomycota, Eurotiomycetes, Eurotiales, Trichocomaceae.